AUGCAUAAAGAUGGAGCGUCCAAAAAGAGGUCCCACUCUGUAAUGAUAUCAGAGCCACAGAUGGUUCCACAGUUUCCUCCACUGAGCGUGGGUCCUCUGGGUGCUGACACCAUGCCCCUAAAUACAGCUGCCAAAAAUGGAAACACUCAUAUGGAUAAGGCCGGGAAUGGAAGGAAAAAACCCAAAGCCAAAGUCGGCGAUCCAUCAAAGUGGAAGCAAAACAAGCAGAAACAGCUGAGGAUGGAGGGUAAAGCGUACGUGAGCAAACGCAAGAAAGACGGCAAGGUUGUGACAAAACAUCCAAGAGCAAUCGGACCUAGGUGCACCUCGAACGCAUGCAAAAAGGCAUCGAACCGCCUCUGUAACGAGAUCGACGAGGAGGCCCGGAAGACAGUGUUUGAUGAAUUCUGGCAGGGCAUGAACUGGGCUCAGAGAAAACUGUAUGUAGCAGAACAAGUGGACCGAGACCCUGUGGAAAGAUCUCGGGCGGUGGGAUCCCAGUCGAGGAGGUCGGUUUCCCUCCGUUAUCACUUGAUGGUGGACGGCAAAAGAUCACAAGUGUGUAAAAACAUGUUCCUGUCCACUCUGGGGAUCGGAGAGUGGUCUGUGCUCAACUGGACGCAGAAAGGAGCGACAACAAAGAACAAAUCAAAGGGAAACAAGUUAGAGAAGAGGAAGGCGGUCCCUCAGUGUGCACAACAAAACCCUGCUUCUUCUGCAGUCAGUAAAACUGCAGACGGUAACCUCGAGCAAGUAAAUGCCACUGACAAAGACAAAGACAGGCCACCAGAACCAGAGGGGUCAGCCAGGAAGAAAUCCAGAGUAGCCAAGCCGCUGACGUGGAAGCAAAAUCGACAGAAGCAACUUAGGAUGGAGGGAAAACCGUACACCAGCAAACGGAAGAAGGACGGCACGAGCAUCACUAAAGGUCAGAGGACAAUGGGGUCGAGGUGCACCUCCAGCGCUUGCAAAAGGGCAUCCAACCGCUUCUGCGCCGACUUCAGUGAAGAAACGAGGAACGAGCUGUUCACUGGUUUCUGGCAGCGCAUGAACUGGACUCAGAGAAAGACCUACGUGUCCGGAUUAGUCGACUGCGACCCCGUGGAGAGAACCCGAGCACCGUGGACUCAUUCGAGGAGGUCGGUCUCCAUGCGGUAUCAUUUGAUAGUCGACGGUGACAGAAAACAGGUUUGCAAAAAGAUGUUCCUCUCCACUUUGGGGGUUGGCGAGUGGUCAGUGCUCAACUGGGCCCAGAAUGCAUCUCAGCAGGACGAUUCAGAGGAAUCCGCCAAGAAGCAAACGCAGAGGAAGUCCCGUAAAGCCUCCGAGCAUGUAGUCCUGAACCAGUUCCUAGAGAGUCUACCCAAAGUUCCCUCAUACUGCUGCGACACGUCCGUGUCCAAGCUGUUCCUGGAGCCGGUCUUCUCGAACAUGUCCGAGGUGUACAGGCACUACUACAACCACUGCUUGGAGAGGAAGACGACGGCGCUCUCUCGGCAGGUUUUCUGUGCUGUGUUUAAAAAGAUGGACUUGGGACUUUGUGACGCAAAGAGGGAUCAAGGGUGUUCCUUCGGUGCGACGGGGAAUUUGUUUAAUGAGCUUUGGGAGGAAUACUGCUCGGAAAGAGGAGCUCCAGGGCCUCAACCGGAGAAAGCGGGUAACCAGUAG
Messenger RNA from Anoplopoma fimbria (sablefish), 1668 nucleotides. RefSeq lists its product as uncharacterized. The transcript is spliced from 3 exons. The record is from RefSeq and is a predicted model, not a curated record. Bases 1 to 1668 code for a protein of 555 amino acids. NCBI's taxonomy places the organism in Eukaryota, Metazoa, Chordata, Actinopteri, Perciformes, Anoplopomatidae.